AUGUUUCCGGUUAAUGUAAUUGCCAGACCUGCAAAGAUAUUCUUUUCGAAGAGCCGAAGCUCCAAAGACCUGCAAAGUUUAGAGCUACGCAGUAUUACUAGUAACGAGAAUCCAGCUAGUUCUGGUUACGCGACCAAUCACAAUAAUGAGUCGAUUGUGAAGAAGCAUAAUGAUGUGAUCGAUAUUGGGCCUUCGAGUUUAAGAAGCGUCACAUCAAGAGAUCUAGACAAGCCCAGUGUGCCCACUGACGAUGAUGAGUACCCAGAUGGUGGAAUUCAAGCUUGGUUAGUCGUUUUGGGAUCUUUUAUUGGACUGAUUCCUGUUUUCGGGUUGCUCAACUCGCUAGGUGCCAUUGAGUCGUAUAUCUCCAGGAAUCAAUUGGCCAAAGUGGCUCCUUCUACCACUUCAUGGAUCUUUUCCCUCUACAUAGCCAUAAGUUUCCUGAGUUGCAUUCUGGCAGGUGGUUAUUUUGACAGAAAUGGUAGUAAAACCCCAAUGAGUGCAGGUACAGUGAUAUAUGUUGGUGGUAUUAUGUGUCUUGCUAAUUGCACAACAGUGUACCAGUUCAUCCUGUCUUUCUCCUUGCUGAGUGGUAUUGGUACUGGAAUUUUAAUGACUCCACUAGUCAGUGUGCUAGCUAGUUGGUUCUUCAAAAGGAGAGCCAUUGCAACUAGUACAGCCACAAUGGGGGGUUCUGUUGGCGGUGUCUUCUUCCCAAUAAUGCUGAAGAAGCUUUAUAAGGAAGUUGGUUUCCCAUGGGCUAUGAGAAUCGUGGGAUUCGUUUGCCUUGCCUGUCUGAUUGUUUCCACAGUUCUUUGUCAUGAGAGAAGUAGAGUUGAAUGCGAACCCUUUGCUUCAAAAAAACAGCUGGCCAAAUGGUACGUAUCGUCGUCAUUUAACUGGAGAUACUUCCUUGAGGGCAAGUUUCUCUUUGCUGCCCUGGGAUCCUCGCUGGCAGAAAGCUCUUUGACCGCAUCGGCGACAUAUUUAGCAUCUUACUCCUUGGCUAGAGGCAAUAGCGAAACCACUUCGUACGCCCUAAUUACCGCUACUAACGCUGUUGGUAUCCUCGGAAGGUAUAUCCCUGGUUACAUCGCAGACAGACAUCUCGGUCGAUUCAACGUCGUCAUAAUCACGGUGCUUCUGGCCGGACUCUCAAAUCUAAUCAUAUGGUUGCCUUUCGGUGGACAUGUUGGCGCGCUGUGGGCCUACGUCUGUAUUUACGGUUUCGCCACUGGUUCAAUUCUUUCAUUGACGCCAGUAUGCGUAGGACAAAUCUCUAGAACGGAAGAUUUCGGCAAGCGGUAUUCUACAGCCUAUUUCUUACAAGCAAUUAUCACUAUUCCGGUACUUCCAAUCGCCGGUGCUAUCAUCAACAAAGGAACGCCAGCAGAAUACAACAAAUUUAUCAUCUUUGUUUCUGUUCUUAUGUUGGCUGGUUCCGCUUGCUACAUAGUUUCCAGAUACAUCUGUGUUGGUGCCAAGCUUUGUAGGUUCUGA
Messenger RNA from Torulaspora delbrueckii, 1500 nucleotides. It is a transcript of the gene MCH4, whose product is annotated as Mch4p. The transcript has a single exon. The coding region runs from base 1 to 1500 and encodes 499 amino acids. The record is from RefSeq and is a predicted model, not a curated record. Lineage: Eukaryota; Fungi; Ascomycota; Saccharomycetes; Saccharomycetales; Saccharomycetaceae. Gene Ontology annotation, cellular component: fungal-type vacuole membrane. Gene Ontology annotation, biological process: transmembrane transport. Gene Ontology annotation, molecular function: transmembrane transporter activity.